Messenger RNA from Porites evermanni, 2934 nucleotides. The record is from the annotation of a GenBank genome assembly. NCBI's taxonomy places the organism in Eukaryota, Metazoa, Cnidaria, Anthozoa, Scleractinia, Poritidae.
AUGGGCUGCACAGAAAAGGUGUGUACAUUACGCAUAUUGUGGUUGUGUUAUUUUAGAAAAAAAAGAAAGAUAUAUUUCACCUCUAUGGAUGCAGGUACCUAAAACAAAAGACCUCGUCCAUAAUUCAUAAAGAAUUCACAAGAGAAAUUUAAGUUACAGUGAGUGUCAAAAACUGAUAAAACCUGGCUGACUUUCUACUUUCAAUCCGCCGCCAAACACUCUUCCUUUCCACCUCUAAGCCUCCCCCCUCCUCCACUGCCGACACUGGAAAAGACCUGUUGCCAAUCGUCUUGGGAAAUAUAAAAACCCGAGGACCAGCAAAAAAAUGGAUAGAUCUAGAAACAGAUUUUUGAGCCGCUCAGACUAUGGAAAAGCUAUCCGGUAUAAUGUGAACACCAAUCUGAUGUGCCGUGACUCUCUUGCCUCAGUGACUCACAGUUAGCGUUUUGUCAAAUCUAAAUCACUUGGCGCCUCGUGUUUUAAACUUAUAUUAGAACAUUGUUUAACUAAUACUGGUGUAAGGUUUUCUGUUCGCUCAAUCCUUGUAUAACUAACCCCUAAAUUACAAAGCUGGGUUGGAGUGGCUACCUACUGUAUAUGAGGGCUCUGAAUAGACAAAUGACUUUGAAAACUUGACCUUUUACGAGGUAUCUAUCAGCGCAAAGUGUUGCAUAAUACUCCAUGGUUACUCGAUAAAACUUCAAGCAUCUAGGUGCUUGUUAGGAAAGCAUGACGGUCUAAUAAUGACUCACCAUGUAUGAUAACGUGGCCCUUUGUCAGUAUAGAAGUGUCCAGAGUAAAAACAAAUCCAGGGGGAUGCAGAGGGCGCUAACUUUAAAUUUCCCUUUAGUAAACAGGAGGAGCACAAUUUCGGGCGUGGGUUGGGGCUACCAUUUGGUAGGACUUUCGGUACGAAAAGAAUAUUCUUACCAAAGCAACAAGGGUGAUCGUCNACUUGACCUUUUACGAGGUAUCUAUCAGCGCAAAGUGUUGCAUAAUACUCCAUGGUUACUCGAUAAAACUUCAAGCAUCUAGGUGCUUGUUAGGAAAGCAUGACGGUCUAAUAAUGACUCACCAUGUAUGAUAACGUGGCCCUUUGUCAGUAUAGAAGUGUCCAGAGUAAAAACAAAUCCAGGGGGAUGCAGAGGGCGCUAACUUUAAAUUUCCCUUUAGUAAACAGGAGGAGCACAAUUUCGGGCGUGGGUUGGGGCUACCAUUUGGUAGGACUUUCGGUACGAAAAGAAUAUUCUUACCAAAGCAACAAGGGUGAUCGUCUUUUAACAUGAAAUCUCUUACAGCCAUUAUUGUAAGCCGUGCAGCGCAACGCAACUUAAUAAAUAAAAAAUUGUAAACUGCGAUAUGCGCAAUAUCAUGUUAACUGCGCAAUACAGUAUCUCAGUAUCUUAUCCUGUAUAACUCGAGCAGACCUUGCUCACGUGCGAGACAACGAUAAGAAUUUCACAAGCAUAAGUUUUUUUUAUUUCUGCGAUAAACAUGUAACUUAUUUCUAAUUUAUGUUUAUUUCUGCCAAAGAAACAGCACCUCCACACUCAAAAUAUGACACAGGUUAAUCGAAGUUGAAUGAGCGAGAAGCUACCCACGGGCUUAGCGCAGAGUUUGUGUUCCGUUUUUUCGAGUGUUAAGGGACUGAGGCCUGUCUCUCGAAACUCCCGGUAGCUUUUCAAAUCAAACCGAUCUUAGGAAUGAACGCGCGGGUCCUAGCCAGCAAAUGUUAACCACAACUGUUUUCCGGGCGCGGUAGUUAUCGGGAAACGGGCUCCUGGUUUGAAAGGGCUCUUCUACUCAAGUUAUGAACUUCCUGCUUUCGUGAGUAACCACUAUUGCUGACUCAAAAGAUGGUCAAUAACGGGAUUUCAUCCUUAAAACAACAUAAAAGGAGAGCAAACUUAACAAAUUCCUCUGUAGUAACUAACAAAGAUCCUUCAUUUUUUGUGACCAUCUUCUUUAUUCUGAUGAUCUAAGUGCUUAGUAAAGCAUUAAGCAUUAUCAGUUAAGCAUUAUUAUAGGAACAACCUAGAUUCUGGCCAUGGGUCUCAAUUAAAGCGUUAAGUUAUUAAUUCAUUCUUAUUCGUUUAUAAUCAGAUUCAGCGAAACAAAGUUGAAGCUCAUCUGCAGUCUACAGCGAGAAUUCAUCUGGCCUUAACGUGUUCAACGUUUAAGGAAACGAUGGAGAAGCUUGAUGUACUCCAGAAGCAAGUGGGAGAAUUCAAAGAAACACUUGAAGCCACUAAUUCGUUUGUCACUGCCAAGGUAGAUGUCCUCGCGUCAAAGGUGGAUGCGCAAAGUGGCGAACUGGCAUCUUCUAAUUCUGCUCUUAGGGCUCAAAUUGAUGCUGAUAAGAGAGAAUGGAAAGCUGUCAAUGUCGCUUUGAUUUUUAAGGUGCAUUCACAAGCAAAAGAGGUCGCGAGAUUAACCAAUGCGUCUCCAUUUGUGUGGAAGAUAACUGGUUUUAGCGACGUCUUAAAGUUGGCUAAGAAUGGACGCACCAAAAGUAUAUUCACUGAAUUCUACACCGGAAAACAAGGCUACAAGUUAAAUUUACGCGUCGAUCCAGAUGGAGAUCAAACAAAAAGGAACAGAUAUCUAUCAUUAUAUGUUGGCAUUAUGAAAGGCGAUUACGAUGCCAUUCUUCCCUGGCCCUUUUGUGAGCAAGUUACUUUCAGUGUAAUCGACCAACAACCUGAUGCUGCACAGAGGAAAAAUGUUGUUGUCGUCGUGGGGCCCAAUGAAACACCUGGUUUUUGUUGUCGGCCUUCCGUGGAACAAAACCCGAAGCUUUCUGAGUUUCGCCGGUUGAUAUCUCAUAAGCUGCUAAAAACCCGGCGCUAUGUUAAACACAACACGUUGUUACUUCAGGUUGAAGUAGGACGCCAUGAUUCUGAGAGUCGUGAUUCAAACUCAGAUUCUGUGUAA